AUGGAGAAAUGGAAUCAAACUUCAAAUGAUUUCAUUUUGUUGGGGCUGUUUCCCCAAAAUCAAACUGGCCUCCUUCUCUUGUUUUUUAUCAUCUUCAUAUUCUUUCUCGCUUCGGUGGGUAACUCAGCCAUGAUUUACCUCAUAAGAUCAGAUCCCCGGCUUCACACACCUAUGUACUUCCUCCUCAGUCAGCUCUCCCUCAUGGACCUGAUGUACCUCUCCACUACAGUCCCCAAGAUGGUGUUCAAUUUUCUUUCUGGCCAGAAAGGCAUUUCCUACCUGGGAUGUGGUGUGCAAUCUUUCUUCUUCCUGACCAUGGCAUGUUCUGAAGGCUUACUUCUAGCCUCCAUGGCUUAUGAUCGUUAUGUGGCCAUCUGCCACCCCCUUCACUACUGCAUCCGUAUGAGUAAAAGGAUGUGUGUGAAGAUGAUUAUGGGAUCUUGGAUCUUGGGGUCUAUAAACUCCUUGGCACACACUGUCUAUGCUCUCCAUAUUCCUUACUGCCAAUCCAGGGCCAUCAAUCAUUUCUUCUGCGAUGUCCCAGCCAUGUUGCCUCUGGCCUGCAUGGACACCUGGGUCUAUGAAUACAUGGUUUUUGUGAGCACAAGCCUCUUUCUCCUCCUUCCUUUCCUUGGCAUCACAGCAUCCUAUGGCUGGGUUCUUUUUGCUGUCUACCAUAUGCGCUCAAAAGAUGGAAGAAAAAAGGCCUUCACUACCUGUUCAACACAUUUAACAGUGGUGACUUUUUACUAUGCACCUUUUGUCUACACCUAUCUUCGGCCCAGUAAUCUCCGCUCACCAGCAGAAGAUAAAAUUCUAGCAGUCUUCUAUACCAUCCUCACCCCCAUGCUCAAUCCCAUUAUCUACAGUCUGAGGAAUAAGGAAGUGCUAGGGGCCAUGAUGAGAGUGUUUGGGAUAUACUCUUCUAUAAAAUAA
Molecule: messenger RNA, 936 nt
Organism: Phacochoerus africanus (Common warthog)
Lineage: Eukaryota; Metazoa; Chordata; Mammalia; Artiodactyla; Suidae
Product: olfactory receptor 2L13
Exons: 1
Coding region: 1-936 (311 amino acids)
Biological process (GO): G protein-coupled receptor signaling pathway
Cellular component (GO): membrane
Molecular function (GO): olfactory receptor activity; G protein-coupled receptor activity
Source: RefSeq, a predicted model, not a curated record